CGGAAGUAGUUGAAGCUGACUUCACGCUGCUCGCCCGCUUUAGCCGACUGGAAGCAGUGCAUUGCGUUCACUUGAAAAUGGCUUCGUCCUUUUGGAAAGGCGUCGUUGGUUUAGGACUGUUCGCCCUGGCUCAUGCAGCUUUCUCGGCGGCGCAGCAUCGAUCAUACAUGCGACUGACAGAAAAAGAGAACGAAACUCUUCCAAUAGAUAUAGUAUUACAGACAUUGUUAGCAUUUGUGGUUACAUGUUGUGGAAUAGUCCACAUCUCGGGUGAGUUUAAAGACAUGGACGCGUCUUCAGAGCUUAAACACAAAACAUUUGACACGUUGAGAAACCACCCAUCUUUCUACCUGUUUAAUCACCGAGGCAGGGUGCUUUUCAGCUCAGAGCCAGAAGCUCCCGCUGCAACUCCUCAGGCUUUGCCGUCCAAUCCAAUGAGGUUACGCAAGCUGGAGAACUUUCACUGAGACUAGCCUUGAAAGGGGUUUCCCUUGCCUGCUUUGCCGUCUUUUUCUUCCUCUGCAUCAGUAAGCUCCUCGGUUGGAAUGGGCAUACAAACCAGUUUUCCUUUCACUCCACUCAAUAUGCUGUACAAAUCUGCAUCUCAGCGUGGUUACUAUUUUGAAGUCUAUGGACUGUGCCAAUUCCUUGUUUUUUUUUUUUUUCGAAACUCAUACAUUUGUCUUAAAACGUCUGAAAGAUACACUGUACUCAAUCAGGUGGCACACAGAGAAGGGAGAAGCCAUCCUCUUCCUAACCCUCCUCCUCCUCUUCCUGGUUCAUGAGGAGCCCUAAUCCCAUCUCUUGUCCCGUUCAGUUUGCCACAUGACCUACUGUGCUGCCAUGUUUAACUGAGGUUUUUUCUUCCCCUCAUCCUUUUCAGAGGAUGUAACUAUUAUGGACCAUUAAUUUUACUUGUGUUAAGAUUAUACUAUUUAUGACUGACGGACUACAAAAUAGAUUUUGGCAUGCAAAUAAUGCUAAGGUUAGUGUAAUUACUAAAUUGAUGCCUGGUCUGGGAAAUGAGAAAUAAACUCGUCUAAUAACGCUAACAAUACUGUGAACGCGCUGAGGGAAAUGAAUGAUACACCCCUUUUUUUGUUUGUUGUUUUCUUUUUGUUUUUUGGGUGGAUGAGAGUGAUGUUUUUUCCCCAUUUUGUUUUCUGUUACAGUGCAUCUGAUUAUUUUUAACAAUAAAAUCAGAGAUUUUAUUGAUGA
Molecule: messenger RNA, 1218 nt
Organism: Hemibagrus wyckioides
Lineage: Eukaryota; Metazoa; Chordata; Actinopteri; Siluriformes; Bagridae
Gene: mmgt1
Product: membrane magnesium transporter 1
Exons: 4
Coding region: 78-467 (129 amino acids)
Cellular component (GO): Golgi apparatus; EMC complex; plasma membrane
Source: RefSeq, a predicted model, not a curated record